This is a messenger RNA of Setaria italica (foxtail millet), 1249 nucleotides long. RefSeq lists its product as uncharacterized. Lineage: Eukaryota; Viridiplantae; Streptophyta; Magnoliopsida; Poales; Poaceae. Gene Ontology annotation, cellular component: nucleoplasm; mitochondrion. The transcript has 4 exons. The record is from RefSeq and is a predicted model, not a curated record. The coding region runs from base 175 to 957 and encodes 260 amino acids. Gene Ontology annotation, molecular function: cadherin binding.
UGGAGGGACGCCGCCGCGAGUUGGUCUCGGUAGUCGGUACGACGGUACCACAGCCUUGACGCCGCUGGCUUUCAUACGUGAGGGGAGGUCGGCCUUCAGUCUCCCGUUCGCCUCCUCGACCCGCGCUGUCCACCUAGCCAAGGCCAUUCCAGCCCGGAGAAUAGGGCAGGUCGGAUGCCUCGCACGGUGUCCAGGUCGCCUCCGCCCUUCCGCCGGCGGCGCUCCCCUUCUCCGCGGUACACCAGCCGGAGAAACCGACGAGAUCGCCGCCGCUCCCCCUACUCCUCCCGGCGAAAAACUCGGUCUCCUUCUCCACUAUGGGAUAGGAGCAACUCACCAACUCCGAGAAGGCAUAGAAGCCCACCGUCUCCAAGGAGACACAUAAGACGGAGAAGUCGGAGCACUACAAGUUCAUUUGUAAAUAACUCAUGCAGUCCAAGUCGCGGAUCAGAGCAAAUAAAUUUAUCUGAAAAACACAAGAUGGAAGAGGAAGAAAAGAAAAGGCGUCAUAAAGAAGCUGAAUUUAAGUUAUUGGAAGAGGAGCUUGCUAGAAGAGUCGAAGAAGCUAUAAGGAAAAAUGUCGAGGAACGUCUGAACUCUGACGAGGUGAAACUUGACAUAAAACGCCGAAUUGAGGAGGGUAUUAGAAAGUUAUUUGAUGAGGUUGAUGCUCAGCUACAAAAAGAAAAAGAAGCAGCUCUUUAUGAAGCCAGGCAGAAAGCAGAGCAAGAAAGAAGAGAGAGAGAGGAGCUGGAUAGAAUGCUUGAAGAGAACAGGCGUAAAGUGGAGGCGGCUCAAAGAAAAGAAGCUCUUGAGCAGCAGCAGAAAGAGUUGGAGCGAUAUUUGGAGCUGGAAAGGAUACAAAAGCAAAGAGAAGAAGCUUUACGCAGAAAGAAAAUGGAGGAGGAAGAAGAGAGAGCUAAUGAGCUGAGAUUACUAGGAAAGAGCCGACGUUGACCUGGUGCCAUCAUCUUAGGUCAAAACCGACUUUGGUGGCUGAUUAUGUCAAAACUCAAAUUCAAUGGCAACUUAGGUCGUGUUCAAUAAUUCCUUAGGUUGUGACUAGAGUGGGACAUAAUCUUUUUUCUAAUGGUGUACUGUGUUUGCUAUAUGUUGGAUUGGUAUUUCUGAGAAACUGAUUUUUCUUAUGAAAAUGUGAUAGUGGUUGCCCAUUUAUGAUGGAUCCAAUUAUCACCAGAACCGGAUAAAUUUUUACCUCCCAACUAUCAAAAUCAUUCAUAUUUGACCA